AUGCAGAAUCUCCGCGACAAGAUCAAGCGCAAGCUCUCCAUCCACGACAAGAACCCCGACCUCAGCUCCUACGACGACCCAGAAGACAUCGACGAUGAGACGGCGGGCUACUUGCAGCGAGAGGCGGACAAGGCGGAAGAGUCGGAUCAGCCGCAUGGGAAGCCGGGCAGUUUUCUGAACAAGCUGAUUAUGCAUGGGAACAAGAAGACGGAGGAGCAGCUUGCGAGGGAGCAGGCGUUGUCGAGUCAGAACAAGUAG
Molecule: messenger RNA, 258 nt
Organism: Neohortaea acidophila
Lineage: Eukaryota; Fungi; Ascomycota; Dothideomycetes; Mycosphaerellales; Teratosphaeriaceae
Exons: 2
Coding region: 1-258 (85 amino acids)
Source: RefSeq, a predicted model, not a curated record